Messenger RNA from Spea bombifrons (plains spadefoot toad), 1161 nucleotides. RefSeq names its product TIMELESS interacting protein (gene TIPIN). NCBI's taxonomy places the organism in Eukaryota, Metazoa, Chordata, Amphibia, Anura, Pelobatidae. Gene Ontology annotation, biological process: replication fork processing; DNA replication checkpoint signaling; DNA damage response. The transcript is spliced from 8 exons. Gene Ontology annotation, cellular component: nucleus; replication fork protection complex. Bases 127 to 1056 code for a protein of 309 amino acids. Gene Ontology annotation, molecular function: DNA binding. The record is from RefSeq and is a predicted model, not a curated record.
GCGAAAUGUGUGUUAGCGCCUCCCUCAGUACUACGGCGGAGAUUGCGGAAGGCGCGCGUUGCUGUGUGCUGAGUUGGCGCUGAAGUAUUUGGCGGCAUCACGUGUCGGGCAGGUUCUUCUGCGAAGAUGAUUGAUCCCCUGGAAAAUGACCUUUUCGACCUCCCAGAUUAUGAGCACACAGAGGAUGAGGCAUUCCCUCCUCUGCCGCCUCCCCACUCUCCUGAUGCAGAAAACGGUGAUACGGAUCUGGCCAAUGGAGAUGACUGGACACAGAAUGUUGGUCAGACACAGAAAGAGGAAGCUCUGAAACCAGCAAGGAAGGCAGUUAAAAGACCCCAACCUAAACUUGAUGCCCAGAGGCUGACCUCACAGCGUGGCCUUCCUGCUUUGCGACACUUGUUUGAUGGGACCAAAUUUAAAGGCAAAGGUCAUGAGGCAGAGGAUCUCAAGAUUCUGCUGAGACAGAUGGAGAAUUGGGCACACAGGCUGUUCCCUAAGCUUCAGUUUGAAGACUUUCUCAGCCGGCUGGAAAGUUUGGGGAACAAGAAGGAAGUGCAGACGUGUUUAAAGAGAAUUCGGAUGGACAUGCCUAUUUUACAUGACGAUUUCACGAGUGAAGAAGUUGUAGUACAGAUGGAGGAAGAUAUUCUGGAUUUAUCAUCUGAAGACAUUACUGCACCCCGGGUUUCCUCUCCCCCAUCUGCAUCGCAGACCAGCGUGGUUGACUUAAACGAGGAGACCCGACAAAGAAUUGAGAGAAACAGACUCUUGGCUUUGGAGAGGAGGAAGGCUAAGAUGCAGACUCAAACGGACAGUCAAGUCUCCCUUUCAGAUGCUGCUUCUCUCCCCAUCCCAUCUCAGGCAGCACCUGCUGAUGAAAUUCCAGAGGACUUUGAUGCAGAUUUGCUGGAAACAGUUGAUAAAGUAGUAGAAACCACAUCACCUCUUAUAAAGGAAGAGUGUACAGCCGGCCCUGCAGAGACAGCUUUGGUCACUGAGCCACAGCGUGAUCCAGCCAGCGAUGCACUAACUCAAGUGAAAGAUGCAGACGAUUAAUUGUUAAUGUAAAUAAUUGCGUGUGUGCGUGUACAUUUUUGUGUUAAACCAAUAAACUAUAUUUUAUUUCACAAAAGUAAAACUCAUUCUAAUAUCUGGAGAGGA